Messenger RNA from Closterium sp. NIES-65, 1068 nucleotides. NCBI's taxonomy places the organism in Eukaryota, Viridiplantae, Streptophyta, Zygnematophyceae, Desmidiales, Closteriaceae. The record is from the annotation of a GenBank genome assembly.
AUGGCAGUCUCGCUUUCUCCUCUCACCCUUCCAUCUCCCAUCUCUUCUCUGUCGCCGCAUCCCCAUUCGUCCCCUCCCCAUUCCUCCCCCCUCAUUCGUCUCCUCGUCCAGCCGUCGUAUGCAGUGAGGGAGGGCGACAGGGUGCAGGGGAGUCUCGCCCCACCACAGUCGCAGCACGCAUUGGAGCCAUCAGCCAUUGCCCUGCACGUGGUGCAUGAGGAUGACCACGUGUCACAGCACGCGUUGGAGCCAUCCGCCAUUGCCCUGCACGUGGUGUAUGAGGAUGACCACGUGGUAGUGAUCAACAAGGCUCCGCACAUGGUGGUGCAUCCCGCUGCAGGCAACUGGCAAGGCACCCUCGUGAACGCACUGCUCCACCAUUACCAGCUCUCCUCCUCCUCCUCCUCCUCCUCCUCCUCCUCCUCCUCCUCCUCCUCCUCCUCCUCCUCCUCCUCCUCCUCCUCCUCCUCCUCCUCCUCCUCCUCCUCCGCAUGCUCUACGACCCAGUCACAUUUUAUGAUAGGAGUGGGGGAGAGGGUAAGGGACUCUCAGCCUUCUGUAACAGCAGAUUGGAAUGAGGAAGAGGAUGAGGAGGAGGAUGAGGACGUGGAGGAAGAGGAAGAAGAGGAGGAGGGAGAGGAGGUGAAGGAGAGGCAGGGAGCAGAGGUGGGAGUCGAAGCAAGCCUUACAAGGGGGGCGGAUGUGCGGCCUGGGAUAGUGCAUCGGUUGGACAAGGGAACGAGCGGGCUGCUUGUGGUAGCCAAGGACCCGUUCAGUCAGGCACACUUAAGCGCGCAGUUCAAGGCUCGCACCGUGCACAGAAGCUACCUCUCUCUUGUCAUUGGCACGCCGUCUCCCCUCUCCGAUCGUGUGGAUGCGGCCAUUGGCACGCCGUCUCCCCUCUCCGAUCGUGUGGAUGCACCCAUUGGUCGAGACCCCAAGGACCGCAAGCGCAUGGCCGUGCUGCCUCUCACAGGCUCUCACCGCAGCAGACGAGCCGCCAGCAGGUACUGGGUGCUGGGUCGGUUGCAGGAGGAAGCAGCUGUGGGGGCAGGAGGUGAUAUUUGA